Messenger RNA from Magnolia sinica, 1472 nucleotides. RefSeq names its product WAT1-related protein At5g07050-like. The transcript is spliced from 7 exons. Gene Ontology annotation, cellular component: plasma membrane. Gene Ontology annotation, molecular function: transmembrane transporter activity. The record is from RefSeq and is a predicted model, not a curated record. The coding region runs from base 120 to 1349 and encodes 409 amino acids. Lineage: Eukaryota; Viridiplantae; Streptophyta; Magnoliopsida; Magnoliales; Magnoliaceae.
CCUUGGGAAAAACACAAAGCAUUGAGUUCUUCCUCUCCUCUUCCCUCCCUUCACUCUCUAGAGUGUCGUAGUGCUCUCUUGGCCUAGUGUAUCUUAGUGUGUGUGUGUGGCCCAAAAAAAUGGACGGUCAGGGAUGCUGUGGCAGCUUUUUCCAGAAAUGUAAGCCGUACAUCGCCAUGAUCUCUCUCCAAUUCGGCUAUGCUGGCAUGAACAUCAUCACUAAGGUGUCCCUCAACCGAGGGAUGAGCCACUAUGUGCUCGUCGUCUACCGUCACGCUUUUGCCACUGGGGCCAUCGCCCCGUUCGCUCUCAUCCUUGAGAGGAAAGUGCGGCCCAAGAUCACAUUUCCUAUCUUCAUGCAAAUCUUUGCACUGGGUCUUUUGGGGCCAGUGAUUGAUCAGAAUUUAUACUAUGCGGGGCUUAAGUUCACAUCGCCCACGUUCUCGUGUGCCAUGAGCAACAUGUUGCCGGCGAUGACGUUCGUCAUGGCCGUCCUGUGUAGGAUGGAGAAAGUGAACAUAAAGAAAGUGAGGUGCCAGGCAAAGGUGGUGGGAACUAUAGUAACAGUGUUAGGAGCCAUGUUGAUGACCUUGUAUAAGGGGCCCAUCAUGGAGAUGGUGUGGUCGAAACACAUCCAUCCUCGUAAAUCCUAUGUGACAGACACCACAGGAACUACUGACAAGGACUGGUUGAAGGGUUCGAUUCUCCUUAUCAUAGCUACCCUCUCUUGGGCUGCUUUCUUCAUCUUACAGGCAAUAACGAUGAAGAAAUACACAGCUCCACUAUCUCUCACAUCAUUGGUAUGCUUUAUGGGCACUCUACAGUCCAUUGCUGUCACCUUUGUUAUGGAGCACAGGCCUUCUGUAUGGACCAUUGGCUGGGACAUGAACCUCCUUGCUGCUGCCUAUGCUGGAAUAGUGUCUUCUAGCAUUGCUUACUAUGUUCAAGGGCUAGUGAUGCAAAAAAGGGGCCCUGUUUUUGUAACUGCCUUCAGCCCUUUGAUGAUGAUCAUAGUGGCCAUCAUGGGUUCUUUCAUCCUUGCUGAAAAGAUCUUCUUAGGAGGUGUCCUUGGAGCAAUCUUGAUCGUUGCAGGCCUCUACUCGGUCCUGUGGGGCAAAUACAAGGAGUUCAAAGAGAAGGAAGCCACGUCAGAGCUAACUGACGCCGUUAAGGGCAUUGAAGUAAAUGGACACGUGAUGGACGACAUAGAAGCCAACGACGUUGAGUUAGAGAAAGCAAAAGCAAAAAACCUCUCUGCUCUUAGCCAAGCCGUUGCCCUUACCGUUACCGUUAGUGUUCCUGAGCCACCGAUGAAGGCUAACGGCGCGCCAAAAGCUAACGGUUACUGACGGUUGGCAUCAGACGGUUAGGACAUGAGAAGAUGUGUGGGUUCAAGGGAGGGAGGGCAUUUUUGUCUUUUCCCAUCUCACUAUUUCUCUCUUUUUUUUCUUUUUUCUUUUUUUUUCUUUUUU